AUGGCGAUUAUAGCCGCUACUUGCAACGAUGGUGUUCGAAACGGUGGAGAAAUUGGCAUUGACUGUGAUGGUCCUUGUGUGAAACGAUGCAAUGGUCGAGCAUGUGGUUUACCUGAUCAUUGUUGGAGUGGUGUCUGUGGAACUAAUCAAACUUGCUCAGCGGCUACUUGUAACGAUGGUGUUCGAAAUGGUGGAGAAAUUGGCAUUGACUGUGAUGGUCCUUGUGUGAAACGAUGCAAUGGUCGCGCAUGUAGUUCACCUGAUCAUUGUUGGAGUGGCGUCUGUGGAACUAAUCAAACUUGCUCAGCGGCUACUUGCAAUGAUGGUGUUCGAAACGGUGGAGAAAUUGGCAUUGAUUGUGAUGGUCCUUGCGUGAAACGAUGCAAUGGUCGAGCUUGUGGUUCUCCUGAUCAUUGUUGGAGUGGUGUCUGUGGAAUCAAUCAAACUUGCUUAGGUAAAUGA
Molecule: messenger RNA, 462 nt
Organism: Rotaria sp. Silwood1
Lineage: Eukaryota; Metazoa; Rotifera; Eurotatoria; Philodinida; Philodinidae
Source: the annotation of a GenBank genome assembly